AUCAAGAGCUGGACACUUAACCAACUGAGCCACCGAAGCACCUCUAAAAAAUUUAUUAAUAAAAUGCAUCAAAUGGUAAAACCUCUAGGAUCAUAGUAAUAGAUGUUAAAAGAGCAGUUGAUAAAAUUCAACAUCAGUUAUUGAUGAAAAUAAAUUUUAGUAAACUAGAGAUAAAAGGAGUCUUUUUACCUCACAACACAUUGAAUUUGAAGUGACCCACCAGAUCCUGUGAAAAAGCAACACUCCAUUAGAGUAAGGAAGAAAACAAGGGUCCAUGUUAUUCCACCAUUACUGUUCUGAUGUGCUGCUACAAUGAGACAAAACAACAGCAUCACACAGGAACACACAAGAAGAUCCAAGGCUAAGGCAGAUGGAGAAAAUGCUUUUAAAGUAAGACUUAGUAUCAGAACAGCUCUGGGAGAUAACGCAUAUGCCUGGGAUACAAAUGAGGAAUAUCUCUUCAAAGCAAUGGUGGCUUUCUCCAUGAGGAAAGUUCCCAACAGAGAAACGACAGAAAUUUCCCACGUCCUAGUUUGCAAUGUAACCCAGCGAGUGUCAUUCUGGUUUGUGGUUACAGAUCCUUUGAAAAAUCACACCCUUCCUGCUGUUGAGGUACAGACAGCCAUAAGAAUGAAUAGGAACCGGAUCAACGGUGCCUUCUUUUUGAAUGACCAGACUCUUGAAUUUUUAAAAAUUCCUUCCACUCUUGCACCACCCACCGACCCAUCUGUGCCCAUCUGGAUUAUUAUAUUUGGUGUGAUAUUUUGCAUUGUCAUAGUUGCAGUCAUGCUAUUGAUUUUAUCAGGAAUCCGGCAACGUAGAAGGAUGAGCAAAGGACCAACUGAAGUGGAUGACUCUGAAGAUAAGUGUGAAAACACGAUCACAAUUGAGAAUGGCAUCCCCUGUGAUCCCUUGGACACUAAGGGAGGGCACAUUAACGAUGCCUUCAUGACAGAGGAUGAGCGGCUCACCCCUCUCUGAAGGGCUGCUGUUUUGCUUCCCCAAGGAACUCAACACUUGUUUCUGCGCAACUGCUAAGCAUUAUAAAUGAUCAAAGGCAGAUUGUAUAUUUUGUUUCACCAUUCUUCUUUUGUAAGAAAUUUUCAAUGUGCAUGAAAGUAAAAGGCAAUCAGUUAUAUCCAUGAAGACCUUUGGAAUCAUAAGCUGUUGACUACUCAGAAUAUUCCAAAAUAUUUCCCCAACAACACAAUGUGUAAUUGUAGUCAUGUGGUGUCUUUAGUUAUUGGUUUAAAAAUGCAUUUGUGUUAAGCAUUUCCAGAAAUAAGGUCAGGCCACUACAUGUAUUUUUUUUCACACUUUGAAGACCUAAAGAGAAAUAUUUUUUCCAGUGGAAAAUACCUAUAAUAUGGUAUGGAAAUCUUUGAAAGUGGAUCCUUUUUGAAUAUUGUUUUGUAUCACUCUGCACAUGACUAAGAAAUCAAGAAUAGAAAAUAAUGAUUAUAACUGAGAUGGAUGAAUAUGGGAGUAUCAAUACAUGAGGUGAAAUUUGAUCCUGUUAUCAUACCAAUACUUGCUUAUUCUCUAUCAGUCUCUGAUAGGGUAGCCCUGUUUGUUGACUAUUUCUGCAAUUUGUAAAAGUACAAUCUAUGUGAAUUUAA
This is a messenger RNA of Prionailurus viverrinus (fishing cat), 1619 nucleotides long. It is a transcript of the gene CLTRN, whose product is annotated as collectrin, amino acid transport regulator. The transcript is spliced from 6 exons. Lineage: Eukaryota; Metazoa; Chordata; Mammalia; Carnivora; Felidae. The record is from RefSeq and is a predicted model, not a curated record. The coding region runs from base 313 to 981 and encodes 222 amino acids.